AGAUUAUUAAUAAUAUAUUCCCAGAUCUCUUCUUUUUAUAAUCACACAGAAUAAACAAAAUGGAACUCCCCAAGGUCUCUCUGCUAUCGAGGCUAUUACUGUACAAGUCGGCCCCACUAAGUUUAGUUUUCCGAGAGCAGCAUGUCUAUCAGGUUUGGCUACAGCGUGCUUCUAUUUGCUUUCGUACCCUCCCUCGGUUUAUUUGCCGCUGUAUAUGAAGGAGACAAAUGUGUUUUGAAAGAUGGCAGCGAAGGCAAGUGCAUACAUAUACAAGGAUGUUCGACUGCUUUCGUGUUGUCACGGAAAGAACUUGCUUCGGUCAUUUGUGGAUUUGAGAAUAUUAACCUUUUUGUGUGUUGCCAAGAGUUAAUGGAUAGGACUAGUACCACCACUACAACAGAUCGAAGUAACAGCAGCAGAACACCAGGAGACAUAAGCAAACAAAAAUGCGAAGAAUACGCAGAGUAUGCCUACGAAAAGAUCUAUUCUCCCACGCUAUUGCUAAAACCGCAAUUUACAAAAAAGCUUGUGUGUGAUAUUCAGAAAAACAAACUUUUUGAGGGAAGUAUCUUAGCAUCGGGAAGGGAAUUUCCUCAUAUGGUUGUUGUUGGCUUUGAACUUGCGGAGGAUCACAAUUAUCUUAAAUGUGGAGGUUCACUUAUAAGUGAAAACUUUGUCCUCACCGCUGCACAUUGCAUGGUUCCAUUAUCAAAGGACCUUGCGACGAUGUUUGUAAGUGUUGGAAUCCAAAACACUGUAGACCUCACUCAAAAAAUAUCCGUGAGUGAAGUGAUCCCGCAUCCCAAAUACAAUAACACCUUAUACUACGACAUAGGUCUUUUGAGACUCUCAAAAAACGUACAGUUUAACCCCUACGUAAGACCAGCGUGCCUUCAUACAGAAAGAGACAUCCCCUAUGAUUUAGCCAUAGAAUCAGGAUCGGGUAUGUUUGUAACAGAUCAAAGCACGUAUUUGUUGGCAACAGUGUUGGAGUUAUUCAGUGCAGAUAAAUGUAACGAGACUUUACCUGCUGGUGAACUGAAAGAUGAAUUGGCCGACGAUUUGAUAAUUUGUGCCGGGACAAAUAGAAAAAAAAGUCUUGGAUGCCAUGGUGACACUGGCGGGCCUCUCCAAGUAUACCAUAAGGAAACCAGGGAAGUUCAAUGCAUGUACGACAUAAUCGCAAUCAAUGCCAAGCCAAUAGCAUGCGCGCUAGGAGCACCUAAUACAUCUGAGUUCACCAGAGUAUCAACAUACAUAAAAUGGAUAGAAGACAUUGUUUGGCCGAACUUUCCUGAGAGCAGCAUGUCUAUCAGGUUUGGCUACAGCGCCAGCGCCAGCGUGUUUGUAUUUGUUUACGUUCUCUCGCUCGGUUCCUUUGCCGAGUUAUAUGAAGGAGACAAAUGUUCUUUGCGAGAUGGCGGCGAAGGCAAGUGCAAGCUUAUAAAGGAAUGUCCGACUGCUAUGCAAUUGAUACAGACAGGGGUUAAUCCGAUCAUUUGUGGAUUUGAGAAAAUUGAACCUAUUGUGUGUUGCAAAGAUGGUGAAAAAAUGAUGAAUACGACUAGUACCACCACUACAACGGAUAGAAUUAGCAGUAGUAGAAAACCAGGAGAUAUAAGCAGGCAAAAAUGCAAAGAAUACGCAGAUUAUGCCUACGAGAAGAUCCAAGCUCCCACAUUGUUGCUAAAUCCGCAUUUUACAAAAAAGCUUUUGUGUGACAUUCAGAGAAACAAACUCGUUGUGGGAAGUACUUUAGCAUCGAGAAGGGAAUUUCCUCAUAUGGCUCUUAUUGGUUAUCAAGAUAACGAUAGCGUUGUCUGGCAAUGUGGAGGUUCACUUAUAAGUGAAAACUUUAUUCUGACCGCUGCACAUUGCAUGUUUUCAACUUCACUGGGCCCCGCGAAGUUUGUAAGACUGGGUUUCACAAAUAAGACAGACCCUUCGCAAAUGCAAGAACGAACUGUGAGUCAAAUAAUCCCGUAUCCAGAAUACCACUACCCCAGUAGAUACCACGACAUCGGUCUUUUAAGACUGUCUAAAGAGGUGCAGUUUAACACCUAUGUCAGACCAGCGUGUCUUCAUAUACAGAAAUACAUCCCCUAUGAUUUAGCCAUAUCUUCGGGAUGGGGUAUCGUUUCAUUUGGGGGAGAGCCGAGCAACGAUUUGUUGGCGACAGUGUUGGAAUUCUUCAGUGCAGAUAAAUGUAACGAAACUUACAGUCGGCAGAUUUCUACCCGCAGAUUGAAAGAUGGAAUCGUCGACGAUUUGAUGAUUUGUGCCGGGACAACUAGAGCAGUGAGGACUACAUGCCAGGGAGAUUCUGGUGGCCCUCUCCAAGUAUACCAUACGGAAACCGAAGAAAUUAAAUGUAUGUACGACGUCAUCGGAAUCAUUUCCUUUGGAAAAUCAUGCGGUCUGACGAAAAACAAUCCAGACGUGUUUACCAGAGUAUCAACAUACAUAAAAUGGAUAGAAGACACUGUUUGGCCGAAUUAAAUACAUACUUCUUGUUUUAAUUUCAUUACGUGAAUGUAACAGGGUAAUUGUGAAGAUUUUUAUUUAAAAAUAUAAAAGUCCCAAACCUAUCACUUCACAACAUCCCUCGGUAGGUGAAUAGCUGAUUAUAAAUUAUAACAGAUUAUACAGGGUGUUUGUAAAUAAGUGCGAAAUAUUUAAGGGGGUGAUUG
Molecule: messenger RNA, 2690 nt
Organism: Anoplophora glabripennis (Asian longhorned beetle)
Lineage: Eukaryota; Metazoa; Arthropoda; Insecta; Coleoptera; Cerambycidae
Exons: 12
Coding region: 142-2499 (785 amino acids)
Biological process (GO): proteolysis
Molecular function (GO): serine-type endopeptidase activity
Source: RefSeq, a predicted model, not a curated record